Racocetra persica is the source of this 139-nucleotide messenger RNA. NCBI's taxonomy places the organism in Eukaryota, Fungi, Glomeromycota, Glomeromycetes, Diversisporales, Gigasporaceae. The record is from the annotation of a GenBank genome assembly.
AUUAACGAGUUAUCAAGUGAAGAAAAGGAUGAAGAAAUAAUGGAUAUUGAUGUAUAUAAUGAUGUAGAUAAUGAUAUGAUGAAUGUAGACAAGAAUGAAGAUAUGGAAGAUGAAUACAUGACAGAUAAUAAGUGUGAUA